Messenger RNA from Paramisgurnus dabryanus, 6363 nucleotides. The record is from RefSeq and is a predicted model, not a curated record. Lineage: Eukaryota; Metazoa; Chordata; Actinopteri; Cypriniformes; Cobitidae.
AUGCCACGCGGAAAGGGUUUCCGUCGGGCCCAGGCGGCGAAGAGGAGAAAUGCUGAGCGUCAUUUGCUCAGGUCCUUCUUGGACUUAGAAGAGGUUGUGCCUCCUCUGAAAAAAAAGGCACCCCACAGCUCUGUAGAGAAUUGUCCAAACUGCCGUGAGGCUCCAAAUGCUUGCCAAAACUGCCGUGAGGCUCCAAAUGCUUGCCAAAAUUGCCAUGAGGCUCCAAAUGCUUGCCAAAAUUGCCGUAAGGCUCCAAAUGAUUGCCAAAACUGCCGCAAGGCUCCAAAUGAUUGCCAAAACUGCCGCAAGGCUCCAAAUGAUUGCCAAAACUGCCGCAAGGCUCCAAAUGAUUGCCAAAACUGCCGCAAGGGUCCAAAUGAUUGCCAAAACUGCCGCAAGGCACCAAAUGAUUGCCAAAACUGCUCCGAGGCACCAAAUAUUUGUCAAAACUGCCCUGAGGCACCAAAUACUUGUCAAAACUCCUCCUGCAAGGCACCAAAUACUUGUUAUAGUGGCUCAAAGGCUGCUGAAGCUUGUCAAAGUUGGAGUGAUAUUAACAGUGAUUUGCAUGUUAUUAUCUCUGAUCCUUUGCCACUGAAAGUCAUACAGGGUUCCUUCCAUCAGGGUGAUUCCCGCUUUGGUUUCAACAGUGGCAGACAGUGUGCAGUAAACAGUGUCACAGCUGUCAUGAUGAGUGUGAUGAAGGAUGUGCUGACCUGGACAACAGAAGACCUGAAUGCUGUUCUGUUACAUGGAGAUGAUCUGUACACAUCUAUGAGACAGCAGGGGAAGAUCAAUGAUGACACCGGCCGGGGACAUGUUUCUAUUGCUGAAUUGCCAACCGUGCACACACUGUACAACACAAUAUUUUCAAUAAACCGUGCUGAAUCUUUCUCAGGUGUUAUUGGUGUUGAUCUUUAUGAUGAAGCUGUACAAAAUGGAACCCCAUUCGAAGGGACGGGUGUGAAAGCAUCUGUAAUUGGUAAGGAUUCAACUGCUGAGACAAGUUCUUGUGAGUCUGGUCAACCAAGCAGCGUUUGUCAAGUUUCGCCUAAAGCAACUGGUGACAAUAAAGUUAGUAGAGGCCCAGAAUGUGUUUGUUGUGUAUGUCAUCGGUUAUUGUUCAGAAAACAGGUUAUUGAAUGUAUAAGAGAUUGUUAUGAACAAAAAGGACACAAAAUAGCUGAUUUAAGCAAAAGAUGUAUCACACUCAAGUAUUUACAUGCAUGUAACAAUGAAUGUAAAUCUAAUUGUUAUUUAUCUGGCAAUUUGUCAUGUAAAUUGUGGAUUUGCUAUACAUGCCAUCGAAAAAUCCUUAGAGGAAAACUACCUGAAGAGAGUGUUGCCAACAAUAUGCAUUUGGUUGAGAUUCCAAAAGAAUUAAAAUGUUUAAAUUCAUUGGAACAACAUCUAAUAGCACUCAAUAUUCCUUUCUUACGUCUUCUUUGUCUGCCUCGGGGACAACAGCGAGGUGUUCAUGGGCCUGUUGUCUGUGUUCCAGUAAAUACUACAAAGAUGACCAACAUUCUUCCACGAAAUGAAUGUAAUGACCAUAUGAUAAAGAUUAAACUGAAACGAAAAUUAACAUACAAAGGCCAUUAUGAAUAUAAAUAUGUCCACACAGAUCAUGUAAGAAAUGCUUUAUGGUAUCUGGUAAAACAAAAUAAAUUGUAUAAUGAUGUGGAGUUUAAUGAGCAGUGGGUCAACUCAUUGAGUGAGCCAGAUGAUAUACAAAGUAAAGCUAAUGAUGAAAUGGAUGAUGAUAAUGUAUCAGAUAAAAGUGGUGAUGAAGUUGAAGAAAGUGAAGAAUUAGAAAUUCAGCCAGAAGAAGACUUAAGUUUCAUUGCAGAGCAAAAUGGUCUUUUGUCAGACACAUCACUACAGCCUGUUGAUAUUGGUUCAGAGGUUAUUGAUCAGCAUUUUCAUGAUGUACUAAAUGUAGCACCAGCUGAAGGUAACAGUCCUGUUAGAUUGUUAUCAGAUAAAACAAAUGAGGCAAAGUGCUUUCCUGUUCUCUAUCCGACCGGUGGUCCAACAUUUCAUGAUGCCAGACCAGAAAAAAUCACAUUGACAAGAUACCUGAAUGCACGAAUACUAAAUGCUGAUGGACGUUUUGCACAGAACACAGACUUCAUUUUUUAUGCACAAUAUAUAUCAGAAGUUGAUCAAAUUGUAUCUAAUGUAUCAAUUGCAUUACGCAAAGGUUGUGAGAAAGAUGAGUUAUCAAAGGUAACACCAGAUAUGCUGACAAAUUCUGAUAACUUACAAAAAAUACUGAAGUAUAAUGAAGGAUAUAAGUUUUUGAGACCUGUCAGAGGGACACCUCCCUAUUGGAUGUCUACACAAAAAGAUCUCUUUGCACUGAUUAGACAACUUGGCAUACCGACUUUCUUUGCAUCUUUUAGUUCUGCGGAUCUGAGAUGGCCUGAAAUGAUGAACACCAUUAUUAAACAAGAGGGUAAACAAAACAUUGUUGAAGAGCUUGAGUGGUCUGAAAAAUGUGCAUUUUUGAGACGAAAUCCUGUCACUGCAGCGAGGAUGUUUGAUCACAGAUGGCAUUGUUUUCUGAAACAUGUCAUUAUGUCUCCAGCUGAACCUAUUGGUAAAAUAAAAGAUUAUUUUUAUCGUGUUGAAUUCCAACAACGUGGUUCUCCUCAUGUUCACUGUCUGUUUUGGGUAGAAAAUGCUCCAAAGCUUAAUGAUGAUGAUGAAGCUAAUGAUCCUGUGGUUGCUGAUUUCAUUGACACAUAUAUCACCUGUGAGACACCACCAGAGCAAGACACUGAACUCUUUGAAACAGUAAACAGUGUGCAGAAGCACAGUACUAAACAUUCAAAAACAUGUCGCAAGAAAAAUACAGUAUGUCGUUUUAAUUUCCCAAGACCUCCAUCUAGCCGUACCUUUAUUACAAGAGCAUCUAAUGCAGAUGAGUCCGAAGGGAAUGAUGAAGAUGAAACAGCAAGUGCAAUUAUAAGGAAAGUUAAAACUGCAUUAAACUCUGAUGUGAAUUUUGAUUCAGUUGAUGCAUUUUUUUUAUUUCUGGGAAUUGAUCAGACUGUGUUUGAGAAAGCAUACAAUAAAUGUUCUAAAAAGAAAAGCAUUGUCCUGAAAAGAAAUACAAAAGAUAUUUGGGUAAACCAGUAUAACAGAGAUUUAUUGCGUGCUUGGCAAGGGAAUAUGGAUAUUCAGUAUGUCACAGAUGCUUUUUCUGUUGUGGUUUAUAUUAUAAGUUACAUCACAAAAGCCGAGCAAGAAAUGGGACUGUUACUUCAACGUGCACAAAAUGAAGCUAUGAAUGGUAAUCUUGAAGCUAAAGCAUCAUUAAAACAAUUGGGAAGCAUUUACCUGCACAACAGAGAGCUUUCCUCGCAAGAAGCCGUGUACAGACUGACAGGCAUGCAUUUAAAGGAAUGUUCACGUAAAGUACAAUUCAUUCCAAUAGGACCAAAUCCUGUUAAGAUGAGUUUGCCUUUGCAUCUACUACAAAAUAAAGUGGAGAAAGACCAGUCUGAUGAUGAAAGCAGUUAUUGGAUGACAAGUGUUGUUGACAGGUACAAGAACAGACCUCAUACAGAACCAAUGAAAAAUCUUUGUCUUGCCAGUUUUUGUUCAGAGUACAGAGUUUUGUCAAAAUCUGAAGUUUCUUCACUAAAGCAAGUUAUUAAACUCAAUAAUAAUUGUGGUUAUGUGAAACGAAGGACACGAACUGAACCUGCAGUUGUGAGAUAUCCAAGAUUUUCACCCACAAAAGAUCCAGAAAAAUAUUAUCAGUCAUUACUUCAGCUUUUUCUACCAUAUUAUGAUGACUGUCAUCUUAAGCCUAGCAACUAUGAGACAUAUGAGGACUUUUACAACAGUGGUGUCAUAAAAAUUGGUUGUACACUGCAUAAAGUAAAAUCAAUUGUUGACUGCAACAGAGAAUUGUUUGAAAAAGAAAGUGACAAAAUAGAAAAAGCUAAACAGCUUUUGGAGCAGGAUAUAGAUUUAGAGGAUGCUUGGGCUGCAAUAUGUCCUGAAACUGAAAGACAACGUCAUGAAUGUAUUGAAAUAAUGAAGAAUAAAGUAUCACCUGAUGAUGACACUCGAGAAGUGAUUCCAGAUCUUACAGGAAACCCUCAAACUGUUUGUACUAUUGAAACCAACCACACUAUUAUGCCAAGAGAUGCUGCAUUGGAUUUACUACGGUCAUUAAAUGAGGAGCAAUCUGCUAUAUUCUAUAAAGUCCGGAAGUGGUGUCUACAGAAAAUACUUGGACAGAACCCUGACCCUUUCAGAUUAUUUAUUACUGGUGGAGCAGGAACAGGAAAAAGUCAUUUAAUUAAGGCAAUACACUAUGAAUCAUCCAGACUAUUAUCUCAGUUGUCUGAAAAUCCUGAUGAUGUUACUGUGCUUUUAACAGCUUCAACAGGAGUAGCAGCUUUUAAUGUUGGUGCUUCAACUAUUCAUAAUACAUUUUCAAUUGGUGCAAAUGUCAGAUUGCCAUAUCAGCCACUCAGUGAUGAAAAAUUAAACUCUUUACGUGUGAGCAUUGUUAAUUUGCAAAUCUUGAUUAUUGAUGAAGUCUCUAUGGUUGACCAUCGUCUGUUGUCAUACAUUCACGGAAGGCUGCGACAAAUAAAACAAACUGGUGAUUACUCUCUAUUUGGAAAAGUCAGCAUUAUUGCUGUGGGUGAUUUCUAUCAGUUACCGCCUGUAAAGGGUACUGCUCUUUAUUCUGAUGCAAAAGGAGUAAACAUAUGGGAAAACAACUUUGAACUUGCUCAGUUAACCAAAGUUGUUAGACAAAAAGAUUCAGCUUUUGCUGAGAUGUUAAAUCGUCUGAGAGUACGUAAAAAAGAUGAAUCUCUUACAGCUACUGACAUUGCUACACUGAAAAAAUGUGAAACAGGGGAGAAAUGUAAUGAUCUUCACAUAUUUGCUACAAAUGCAGAGGUUGAUAAAUACAACAUUGAAAGACUACAUGAAUGUUGCCCAGAUGCAAUUAGUAUAAAUGCUCAGGAUUAUAUCAGAAAUUCAAAAACUGGAAGAAUGGAACGUAAAGUUGGAUACCACACAAAAGUUUUCAACUCAUGUUUGUCUAAAUGUAUUUCCUUGGGUGUUGGAGCAAGGGUUAUGUUAAAGAAAAAUAUUGAUGUUGCUGAUGGUCUUGUUAAUGGAGCUUUUGGUACAGUUGUCCAUAUCAGUGAAAGUCAGAAAAAAGGUGAAGAUAAUGAGGAUUUACCAUCAGCUAUUCAUGUGGAGUUUGAUAAUCCAAUUGUUGGAAAAAUUCAGAGACACAGAACACGUCAGGCAUUUUCUCAGAAUUCUACUGUAAUUAAUGUACAAGAAGAUCAAGUAACAAAUGAUGGUGGAAUAAGAAGGCAGUUUCCACUCAGAUUGGCGUGGGCAUGUACAGUUCACAAAGUGCAAGGACUUACAGUAGAUAAAGCUGUUGUAUCACUUAAUAAAAUCUUUACAGCAGGACAGGCAUAUGUUGCAUUGAGCCGUGUUAGAUCUCUUGAUGGACUGAUUAUUGAGGACUUUAAAGAUUCUGUCAUAUUUUGUAAUGACAAAAUUGAGCUGGCAUUAAAAGAUAUGCCAAAAUUAACUUUGGAAAAGUAUACUUUAAGUAAAUCACUUGGUACAUUUAGAAUAGCACUGCUUAAUGUACAAAGUCUGAAAGCUCAUUUACCGGAUGUUACAUCACAUACAGUUUUGAUGAAUGCUGAUUGUAUUUGUUUGACAGAAACAUGGUUAAAUGUUAAUGACCAAGAACCACAGAUACCAGGAUUUGUGUUCAAAAACAACCCAAGAGCUAAAUGUUAUGAUGACAGCAAUGCACUUUUUACUGAAUUAAAACAUCAGAGAGGAGGUGGAGUUGGAGUUUAUUUUUCUGAAAACAUUGAGUGUAAUAUCUUUGUACCUGAGUGUUGCAACUUAGAGUGUUUGUACUUUGUGCUUCCAUGUGUCAAGUUGACUGCUGCACUUUUGUAUAGGCCUAAUUCAUAUAAAACUGAUUUGUUUCAACAGCAACUAUUACAUGUUUUUAAUGAGAUGGAGAAGCAACCAGGACAAAAGAUAAUCAUGGGAGACUUUAAUGAGGACAUAUUUACUUCUUCCACAAUUUUGAAAGUAAUGGGAGAACAUGGAUACACUCAACAGGUUCAAAAUUCAACAACAGAAAAAGGUACACUAAUUGAUCAUGUAAAUGAAAAGCUUGUCAAUUUGAUCAAGAACUCUUAUGAGGGCAUGGCAUGCAGGGUGGUUCGUGAAGGACAGCUAACAAAGAGCUUCCAGGUUAAAGACGGGGGUGAGGCAGGGCUGUCUACUGUCACCAUUUCUGUUCCUCUUGACCAUAGAUUGGAUAAUGAAGCCUGUCACUGA